Messenger RNA from Musa acuminata AAA Group (dessert banana), 2516 nucleotides. RefSeq lists its product as uncharacterized. Gene Ontology annotation, cellular component: endoplasmic reticulum. Lineage: Eukaryota; Viridiplantae; Streptophyta; Magnoliopsida; Zingiberales; Musaceae. The transcript is spliced from 7 exons. Bases 106 to 1185 code for a protein of 359 amino acids. The record is from RefSeq and is a predicted model, not a curated record. Gene Ontology annotation, molecular function: calcium ion binding.
GGCGAAUCCAUGGCUUACUAUCCUCCGCGGUGAAAAUAGAUCUUCCAACACCCCUUUUCGCUCACCCACACCUGUGCUUUUUUUCCUCCUUUCGAUCGAAGGUCGAUGGCGAAGCCGUCGGCCGCCACAAUACUAAUCUACGCCACCGCCGCUCUCCUCACCCUCCUGCUUCUCGCCUCCGUACCCCCGAGGACCCCCCGCCGCCACCGCCAGCACCACCACCGCCGCCUCAAGCUCAGCCACAACACCUCCUCCGCCUCCUCCCACCAUCAAAUCCCCUUCGAUCCCAUCAUCGCAGACAUCGAGCGCCGACGCGAGGCCCGGCAGUGGGAAGGGGACCAUUUCCGCCUCCCUCACCACGAGGAGUCCCAGCCGGAAUGGGACGACUUCUUCGACCCCAAGGACUACGUCGACGGCGAGGAUCGCUUCAACAUCACCCACCGCAUCGUCGUCCUCUUCCCCCGCAUCGACGUCGCCCCCGUCGAUGGGUUCGUGAGCUCGACGGAGCUUGCAGAGUGGAACUUCCAGCAGGCUGCCCAGCAGGCGAUCCACCGGUCCGGCCGCGAGCUGGAGCUCUGCGACAGCAACGGGGACGGAUUUGUCUCGUUUGAAGAGUAUCGACAAUCUGUUAAAGCUUCGCCUGUUGAUGAAACGGGAUGGUGGAAGGAAGAUCACUUCAAUGCCUCAGAUACUGAUGGAAAUGGACUUUUGAAUUUGACCGAAUUCAAUGACUUCCUACACCCUGCUGACAGUGGCAACCCAAAACUGAUCCAGUGGCUGUGCAAAGAAGAAAUAAGACAAAAAGAUGGAGAUGAAGAUGGGAAGCUUAACUUCAAAGAAUACUUUGUUGGAUUAUUUGACUCGAUACGAGAUGAUGACGGACCCUACAAUCAUUCUGCCACCUUAGGACAAGCAAAAAUGUUAUUUUCAAGGCUUGACCAGGACAAUGAUGGGUUCUUAUCGGGAGAUGACCUCGUUGGUGUGAUUGGUAAAAUUCACCAUUCUGAACGCUACUAUGCAAAACAACAAGCUGAUUAUGCACUUUCAGAGGCUGAUUCAGAUAGAGACAGCCAGCUAAGUUUGAAGGAGAUGAUAGAACACCCGUAUGUGUUCUAUAGUUCUAUCUUUAGUGAUGAUGAAGAUGAAGACUUUGAUGAUUUCGAUUAUCAUGAUGAAUUCCGCUAAUGCUCCACAAGUUGCACACUGGGUUUCAAUGAGCAACAGCGAGUGAGUUCUUCGUUUCCGGCAAAUGUGCUCUUGAAGAUCACCUGCUCAGCACUGGGCUCCUUUAAGUUGAUUACUAAAGAAGCGAUAUAUUUUCCAUUUAUAUGGUGCACUUUAAAUGUCAAAAUUUUAAAUUCCACGUUUUGUUUUUCCUUGUCAACUAACUUUAUCUUUACAAACCGUUCAGCUCUUGGCACAUGAUUAUUUAUGGUCAGUGAGCCAUUCUCUGCAUGCUACCCAGUCAGUCUUGUUUCACUAAUAUGAAUUUUGCAGCUGCUCCAGCCACUACCAGUAAAUGACAGCUAAGGGUGCCAAUCGCCAUCCUAGCUUUACUUUGUGGAACAGGUUGUCUGAUGCAGCCAAGCUCUCAGCCGAUUGAUGAUUUGCUUCUCUUGAUGAUUGAUUCAUGGAUUAGACUGGUCCUUCUGCUACUCUACUUUUCUCUGAUGAAGUACAAUUUUCCAAGCAGCCAUCCUCUUAAGAGAUUGGUGGUGACUGUUCAAUCAGCCAAUUUGUUUUCAUCAUGUAAAUCAAUGCAUUCCCCCCUAGAAUGACAGCAAAGUUGAUGAUGAAAAAUUCUUGUGUUGCAGAGACUAUUAGUGUCUCCAAAAAAAUUUAUACUAGGAUUCAUGUACUGUGCAUAUUUGUGGAAACCUACGCUUGCACCAACUGAUCUCAUUCAUAGAGUAAUCUGAGAUUACGAACCUAUGUUGCAUAUGCUUGCAUCGAGGCUUCGCCCAGCAAUCUGAGUUGGAAUCAUAAAGGUAAAAGGUAGUAGACACAACAUGAACUAAACGCCUUGUUUCUUGUUCUAUCUAUUAUGUCACUGUUUUAACUUAAUGGUUUGCCCAGUGGAAGCAGACCAGGCUUCCUCCAUUGCAAGGGUCUGUCUUCCCCCUCACCGAUCACAUGCAAUGUUGAACAGUAUGCAGUAAGACACUUAUAUCAUUUGUCCAUAUGUUCGUGCCUCCUCCAAAUGCCAGCAAACUCGAAAGGAGAGGAGGCAAAAGCACAGAGGGGGAUUUAUGCGAUGCUGGCAUUUAAUUCUAUGAGGAGGUACUUCUGGUAAAUUCCCCGUGCAGUGGUUUCAGUUCGUCAUGCUUUUGGUAUCGGUGCUUUAAUUGAGUUGGACUAUUCACUGUACUGGUCAUCACUCUAGAGAUGGGAUGAGAGAGACAGAUAAGUACUUGUUGAUGAGACCAAGCAUUCUGAUCACAUCAAUAUUCUUUGAGCAAACUUUGUUUAGACUUUUAGAUUCUUGUAUAUGUCGAUUGAUUCUUAUUCCAAUCAAA